AUGCGCCGAUUGUAAUGUCGCGCCAAUGGAUAGACGCACUUCUCUGUGUUAAAAUUUGCUCCGUGGGUUAUUGCAGCAGGCUGCGUCUUUGAAACUCUUGAUAUUAUAGGAAUUCAGUAUUUAUUCAGGCCAUUGGUCUGAUUCUAUCAGUAAAGUUACUCUCAUCAAAUAAAAUAAACGCAUGAAGAGGAACAACUUUACGCACAGCACACCUGCUACCACAAUGAAGAUAAUUCUACUCAUUAUGGUAUUUUCCCUCGUUUUGGCAACUGUCCUCAGCCAAAAAUUAUAUUUUGAUGGUGGUUGGAGAGAAGACAAUGAAACGAGGAAAUGGCAACUAUCUGAGCAAUAUAAAGAAAUCCUGAAAAGAAUGACUCGAAAACCUGAGUCACGCCAAUUCUUUGGUCUUAUGGGGAAAAGAGGCUCUGCAAAAUCCCAGGUAACAAGACCAGGGCAAAAAUUUGAGUCUUUUGUUGGACUGGUGGGUAAAAGAGCUCAGAGGAACAAGGUUCCUUCUAAUGGAUCUCCAAAGCAGCUACAUACAACUUUGCAGCAAAAGAAUUAAGUGUGAACCAGGAUGCACUGAACAUGUGUUUGCGUGAUUGUUUCAGUCGAGCGUGACGUCCAAUGUUUUGAAAACAUUUUGCGUCAGCAAAUUAACAGUACUUGCAAAAAUUGCUUUAGAAAAUUAAGGAAUAUGCAUAUUACUGUGUGAAAUGUCAAAUCAAUUCAGGCAAAUAACCUGUUAGUGCUCUGAAAACAUUCAUAUUGUGCAUGUAAUGUGGCAGAAUACUUACGUCAAAAGUAAAACCACUAAACUGAGAAAAGCUGAAAAGGAGACCCAUGUUGCCCUCUGGUGGAUAUAUGGUGUAGACAAUGCAGAUUAAUACUAAACUACAGAGCAAAAUAACACAUUUCAACUGUUUAAAUUUCAGUAGGCCUACAUAAUAGGUAUUCUGAAUGUAGUAAUGCAGUAUCAACAUGCAUCUCUUAGCAGCAUUCAUUGCAAGUCUAUCACAUGUUUAUUAAGUGACUUUGUACAAUACAAAUAAAAAAUACAGAUGGAGUA
Salvelinus fontinalis (brook trout) is the source of this 1069-nucleotide messenger RNA. RefSeq names its product protachykinin-like. The record is from RefSeq and is a predicted model, not a curated record. NCBI's taxonomy places the organism in Eukaryota, Metazoa, Chordata, Actinopteri, Salmoniformes, Salmonidae. The coding region runs from base 182 to 565 and encodes 127 amino acids. The transcript has 5 exons.